This is a messenger RNA of Heterostelium album PN500, 2841 nucleotides long. RefSeq names its product DNA mismatch repair protein MutS (gene msh1). The coding region runs from base 1 to 2841 and encodes 946 amino acids. The record is from RefSeq and is a predicted model, not a curated record. Gene Ontology annotation, cellular component: nucleus. Gene Ontology annotation, molecular function: ATP-dependent DNA damage sensor activity; mismatched DNA binding; ATP binding. Lineage: Eukaryota; Evosea; Eumycetozoa; Acytosteliales; Acytosteliaceae. Gene Ontology annotation, biological process: mismatch repair. The transcript is spliced from 6 exons.
AUGUAUGUAAAUUUAGCUAAACAACAACAAAAUAAGCUUAAUUUAAUUUAUUAUAAUCAUAAUCGUUUCAAUAUUAAUAAUAGAUGUUUAAAAGUUAAUAAUAAUAAUAAUUUAAACACUACUGCUUUGUUGGUAAGUGGUGGUGUUGGUGGUGGUGGUAAUGGUGGUGGUUUACCAACAUUGUCUUUAACACAAAACUGUCGAAAUUUCAGUAGUGACAACAGCAGUAACAGUAAUAGUAAAACAAGUAAAACGAAAGUUGAUACUUCAACAGAAUCCACUACGGAGAAACAACAACAAAGUCAACAUGAAACACCCGCAAUGUUACAAUAUCAUCAUUUCAAACAGAAGUAUCCAAAACAUAUACUUUUAUUUAGAAUAGGUGAUUUCUAUGAGAUGUUCUAUGAUGAUGCCAAAGAAGUUUCUUCACUCUUACACAUUACAUUAACAACAAGAGGUAUAAAGUCAACAAAGAAUGAAAUACCAAUGUGUGGAUUUCCUCAGCACGCUGCAGAGACCUAUAUUGAAAAGUUGAUAAGACAUGGAAAGACUGUGGCCGUUUGUGAUCAGGUGGAAGAUGUGAAAUCUAGAAGUGGCAGAGGCAGCAAGGUUGUCAAGCGAGAGGUCGUUCGUGUCUACACUCCAGGCACUGUUACAGAAGAUCGAUUCCUCCAACAGUAUCACCACCAAAAUAACUAUCUCCUCUCUAUAGUGCCAAUUGGUAUCAAACAGAAAUCACUAUCAACACUGCCAAACAACCAUCAAUUCACCUCCACUCAGAGAUUUGCACUUUCAUGGUUGGACAUUAGUACGGGUUCAUUCAAUGUUUCUGAAACUACAUUCGAUUGUUUGGCGGGAGAAUUAGUAAAGAUAUCACCAUCUGAAAUAUUGAUAUCACAAAAACUUGUGGAGUGUGAUCAAUUAAACGCGAUUUUGAAACCUUAUCAUUUGAGUAGUUCAGAGGAUUGUUCUAUUUUCUACUUUGAUAAGAAUAGAGAGAUGUUUCAGGAAGCGUAUGGCGAUGACUAUAUAGAUGUGGAGGAUCAGUUUCCACAGUUCUCUACCGAUCAACUUGGAUGUAUUGGUUCCAUCUUGAACUAUGUAUUCAGUACACAACUUGGUGUGAUACCUCACAUCGAUCUACCACAAUCCUACUCAACUCAAACCUCAAUGUUUAUCGAUCAUUCCACCAGAAAUUCAUUGGAAAUCACCAAAACAUUCCAAGGCAUCAGAAAAGGAAGUCUACUCGAUACCAUUGACAAAACAAUAACAUCAACUGGAAGUAGAUUACUUCAUUCAAGAAUACAGUCACCAUGUCUAUCAAUAGUGGAAAUCAAUCAACGUUUAAAUUUAGUUCAGUAUUUCCAGGAGAGACCGGACUUGAUCAAAGAGAUUCGAAAACUUUUGAUGAGAUGCUAUGAUUUGGAGAGAUGUAUUCAAAGAGUUUAUAUUAAACGCGCUGGACCAAGAGAUUUGUCAUCGAUCGGCUCAACUUUGGCGUCGCUAUCCUACAUCAAAGCAAUGCUCUCUGAUAGCCUGAAAAAGAAACAAAAAGCAGGACACUCGCAAUUCGAUCGUGAUAUCAAACACCUCAUCGAUGGAAUAGCAAACUUUGAUGAACUAUUGGAUACUCUCUCAGAGGCAUUGGUAGACAAUCCUCCUUUUAUUCUAUCGGACGGUGGAUUCAUCCAGCCUGGCUAUUCAAAGGAGCUAGACGAACUGAUGAGCUUACAAACCCAGAGUAAAUCAGUGAUUGAACAACUCCAAAUGGAUACGAGAAAACAACUCUCUAUACCCUCAUUGAAAAUCAAACAUAAUCAAUCUCUUGGCUAUUACAUAGAGAUACUUUCAGCACAUCGUGAAAAGAUUCCCAAGCAUUUCAUUCAUGCUCAGACUCUGAUGAGUCACAUGAGAUUCAAAUCCAGUCAGCUCUAUGAGCUGGAGGAGAAAAUUAAUCGGUCUUCAGCAAUGGCGUUAGAGUUGGAGCAAAAGAUCUUCAAUCAACUAGCUGAUAAAAUCUCUGAAUCCUACGGUGAAAAGAUAAAAAAAGCCAGUCAAUCUUUGGCCAACAUAGAUAUUUCAUGUUCAUUGGCGCUAGUUGCAAUCGAAAGAAGUUAUACAAGACCAAUACUAACUGAAAAUCCUAUUUUAAAUAUUGUUGGUGGUAGACAUCCAACUGUAGAAUAUGCACAACUAGUUAAAACUGGUACAAUGAAACAAUUUAUUACAAACGAUUGUCAUUUGGAUAGUCAAAAAGAUUCACUGCUAUGGUUAAUAACUGGUCCGAAUAUGGGUGGUAAAAGUACAUUCCUUAGACAAAACGCAUUAAUAUCAAUUAUGUCACAGAUUGGUAGUUUUGUACCAGCGGAUAGAGCUGAAGUUGGUAUAAUGGAUAGUAUCUUCAGUAGAGUUGGAUCCAGUGAUGAUCUAGCAAACGAUCGAUCUACUUUUAUGGUUGAAAUGAUAGAGACUGCAUCGAUUCUGAAAAAAGCUACACAAAGAUCGUUUGUCAUUAUGGAUGAAGUCGGACGAGGUACUGCCACCUUGGAUGGUCUUGCCAUUGCACAAUCGAUCAUUGAAUAUCUGGAAUCGAUUAAAUGUAGAACUCUUUUUGCAACACAUUACCAUGAACUCACAAAGUUGGCAACCGUAAUGAAAAAGAUCAAAUGUCAUGCGCUUGCUGUAAAAGAAGAGAAUGGUGAACUUUUGUUUACCCACAAGAUUAUGCCCGGUGUUUCAAACAAAUCCUAUGGAAUAUUUUGUGCUCAACUGGCUGGAAUGCCACCAACCAUUAUCAAAAGAGCAAAAGAAUUGCUUUUAAAAUUAGAGUCGGAUAAAUAG